Molecule: messenger RNA, 1366 nt
Organism: Daldinia caldariorum
Lineage: Eukaryota; Fungi; Ascomycota; Sordariomycetes; Xylariales; Hypoxylaceae
Exons: 1
Coding region: 482-1141 (219 amino acids)
Source: RefSeq, a predicted model, not a curated record
AUAUAUCAAGUACAAGUCUUGAAACUCCAUGCAGACACAAAUUAGUGUGCUGCGAAGACUGAGAGUGAACUGGCUUCGUAUGGCGGUUUGCUCCUAUUUUAAGUAGAAUACCAUAUGGUCCAACCUAGGUACCUGUUCUGUACUUCAAAUAGGUUUCUAUAAUCUAAUAUGUGCAACCUUAAGUCAUCGGGAUGCUAUUCGCUAAGGUUCCACGACAGGCCAUGAUGUGAAUGAAAGAUUUAUAUGUAAAGAGAACCCCUAAGAAGAAUGCUAUUGUUCCUUUUAUUAGCAUGAAAGGGGUACAUCCAGACAAUGAACUCACUGGAAAGCAAGUAAAGAAGACAGUUAUUGUCUACAGAGUUUCGUGAGACAAAGAGCCUGUAACCAUAUAAGAGGCAGCUUUACUACCUAGGUGACCACUGGAAUACCAAUUACCUACCCAACAUCAACCAGUACCUAAUCAUCGAUAUAAUACAGCACAAUGAGCACUAACACAUCUACGCAAAGCUCAAGCAUUCGACUGAACCCCUGGCGGGAGCACGACAAACGAGUGCUUCGCCCUUGGAUGGACGAGCCCGAAGAGAUCAAGAACGAAGUCCGACUCGUCUACAAGAAGAAGCUACCGCAUCUGGACACGGUCGCAGCGGAGCUGGCACCUCUCCUCGGCCUCGGCGACACCUUGAUCGGCAGGCAGCGGAUGCAGAACCUAUUCACGCACCCGGCGCUUCUCAACUCGUUCGUCGAGUUCGCCGAGACGUAUAUAGAAGGGCGAUGGGACCUGCCCGUGGGCGAAUGGGCGACGGUCCACAAGCUCGCGCACACGCACGCCAAAGACGGAAUGUGGGAGUUGGAAGAGUCCCCGGCCCGGAAGGACUGGAACGUGAAUCACUUCUACACGCGGUUCAUACUCCGGAUGCUAGCGAGGCUCAGAGAUCCGGCCGAGGCGCCGAGAAACCUGGCAUAUUGGCUAGGAGAGGCGAGCCCGUGCGACGCGGCCUGGCUGCUCAUGCACGUGUUGAUGUACAUGCAGUGGGAUGCGAUGCGGGACAAUAGGAAACACGCUCCGGUGAAGGAUCGCGUUGGCCAUUUUAUUGAUAUGUGGAAAACGGACAGCGUGUAUGCAGAACCUACACAGCUGUAAUCAAUAUAUAUGAGUACUUUUCUUUUUGUAAAAGUAUUACCUGGGAGGUUAGGUGGCUAUAGAGCGAAGAUAGAAGGUGAGCUGGGAUUAGCUUUUCAAUUACUUCGUAUAGACUUGAAAUAAAACGUCGAAUGAAAAUUAAAUUGUAACCUCGCGCGCAUUGUAGUUUGUUCUGAUGUUUGACUAGUUGAUUUAGUCUACGACUCGCGCUCGCGAGCGCGAGUC